Messenger RNA from Hemicordylus capensis (graceful crag lizard), 4894 nucleotides. It is a transcript of the gene VWA5B2, whose product is annotated as von Willebrand factor A domain containing 5B2. The transcript has 22 exons. The record is from RefSeq and is a predicted model, not a curated record. Lineage: Eukaryota; Metazoa; Chordata; Lepidosauria; Squamata; Cordylidae. The coding region runs from base 847 to 4836 and encodes 1329 amino acids.
CUCCCUCUCUCUUGCCCUCCUUUCCUUCCUUUCUCUCUCUCUCUCUUUUUCAUUCCUUCCUUUUCUCUCCCUCCCCCUCUUUCCUUUCCUUCCUUUCUUCCCCCUCUUCUCCUUCCCUUCUUUCUUUUUUCUUUCUCUUUCCCUCUUUCCUUCCUUUCUUCUUCUCUCUCUCUCUCCAUUCCUUCCUUCUUCCUCCCUCUCGCCCGCCUUUCCUUUUUCUCUCUCUCUCUCUCCCUCUUUCCUCCCUCCCUUCUCUCUCGCUCUCCCUCUCUCUCCUUUCCUUCCUUUCUUUCACCUCUUCUCACUCCCUUCUUUCUCUUUUCUUUCUCUUUUCCUCUUUUCUUCCUUUAACGGGCUCGCUCUUUGGGGCUGGCUGCUCCUCCCUCCCUUCUGUUUUUCUUUUGUCCUUCUUCCUCACUCCUUUCUCCUUUUUCUUUCUCCUUCCUUCUGUUUCCUUCUUUCCCUUCCUCCCUCCCUCCUUCUUUCUUUUGUCCUUUCCCCUCCCUUCUCUUUUUCUCUCCUUCCUUUUUUCCAUCUUUCUAUUGUCCUGUCUCCCUCACUCACUCACUCCUUCCUCUCUCUCUCUCUCUCUUUGCCUUCCUCCUUGAUGAAGUAAGCAUGCUAAUUGGAAGCUUGAUAAUAUAAACUGUUUGUUGGCAUCCAUUAUGGGGUUGCUGUCUUUUAGCAGCAUUAAAUCAUUGCAUGGGAGCACUGUCAAAGAACCUCUUCAUUUCCUUUUAGUGACUUCUUACUGCCCCCAGUUGAAGUUUAACAGAAAAGGAAGGACAUGAUGUAGUUUUGAUGACAGCUGGAGGUGGAGGGGCUUGAUAAUUGCACCUGAAGAUCAUGCCAGGCUUGUACUGCCUGCCUGCCUGGACUGCCCUCCCUCUACAGAGCUCGUGUGUGAAGGCCUGUGCCAAUGGGUAUUCUCUGGGACUCACUGCUCACCUUACUUACAUCAAUUUGGAGCCGGAGCCUGUGGAAGGAGUAUUUGUUUAUCCACUGGAGGAGUCGGAGGUGAUAGCAAGCUUUGAAGCGGUGACUGGAAGCAGAACAUCCACCUUCCAGAUUCAGAACCGGCCGCGAGUCGAGGAUUGCUGCCUUGACUGCAACUCCAGCCUGCCCCAGCCCCUGCACUGCAGCAAUGGUCACUUGCUUCUUGAUGAAGACUUGGCACGCUCCACGUUCAUCAUCAGCACGGGCCCCGUUGGGCCCUCGGAAACGUUGACGGUGGUAUUCAGCAGCAGCCAGGAGCUGGCGACCCGGCCCAAUGGUGCUCUGCAAGUCCUCUUCCCCUCUGUGCUCACGCCCUUCGUCGUCUCCAUCCCUGAAAGUGAAAGUGAGGCGAGAGGCUUGUGUGACGACAGGUUGGCCCUAUGUUCCACCAGUUGUUUUGGAUCCUCUGGGGUGAAGAAUGAGCACCCUUUCCUCAUACCUCCCAAGGACACCGACAUCUUCAGGGGCGAGGUCUACAAUCCCUUCCCCUACGAGUUCAGCUUUGAGAUGCUGGUUAAGGGACCCUGUUUGCUGGCAGGGUUGGAAAGCCCAUCCCAUGCUUUGCGAGCUGAUGCCAAUCCAUAUGCCAACUCUGCCUCAACAAUAUGCAUUACCUUGGCAGAGAGGCACAGGUGUGACAGGAACCUGGAGAUUAUCUUGUAUCCUUGUGAACCUCACCGUCCACAUCUCAUCAUCGAAGAGGGUGCCAUGACGUACCAGGAAUACGAGGCGCACAUCAGGAACCGCCGGGAUUAUGCUCGUAUUGCCAAAAAAGAUAACGAUGGGGAGAGACAGGUAGCUUUUGUCCAGAAGAGGUUCCACAAGGACAUCUUCCACAAUCCUGUGCUGAUGCUGAAUUUCUGUCCUGAGGAGGGCAUCCUUCCCACUGAUUUCCAGACAGUCACUCGGGAGAUGCUCUUCCUCAUAGACCGCAGUGGGAGCGUGAAUGGCCCCAGCAUUGAUGGGAUCAAGGAUGCUUUGUUGGUGGCUGUGAAGAGCCUCCCUUCCAGCACCUUGUUGAAUGUUGCUGGCUUUGGCUCCAGCAUCAAGCCCCUCUUCACUGCAAGCAAGCCCUGCAACAGUGAGACUCUCAGGUUGGCCUGCGAACACAUCCGGAAGCUCCGAGCUGACAUGGGUGGGACCAACCUCCUCGCGGCUCUGACUUGGCUCUUGGGGCAGCCUCUUCACCGCGGUUAUCCACGGCAGCUCUUCCUCUUCAUGCACUCUGGCAUUGGCAACACGGGCAAGGUCAUUGAGCUGGUCAGGAGGCAGGCAAGCACCGUCAGAUGUUUCACCUUUGGCCUGGGCUCUGGUGCCUGCCGUAGGCUCUUGCGGGGAUUGGCGAAAGUCAGCAGAGGUCGGGCUGAAUUCCUAAGCCCGGGAGAAAGGCUGCAGCCCAAGCUGAUAAAGUCUUUGAAGAGAGCCAUUGAGCCGGCCGUGAGUGACAUCACCAUAGACUGGUAUGUGCCUGACACCAUGGAAGCCCUGCUGUCGCCCAACGAGAUCGCAGCCCUCUACCCUGGAGAUCGGCUCAUCAGCUACUGCACCCUUUACCACAUUGCCAGUUUCCGGGACAAGAAGGCAACAGGCAGAGAACAGCUAUGCCGUAGCCUCUCCAGGAGCUCUGCAGGCUCAGUGUUCCAGUCCCAGGAUGAGGCGGUGGGUCAGGAAGGAGCCCAUCCACCCCCGGCUGGAGAGAGCGAAGACAUUUAUAGAGCCCUUCAUGAGAUUUCCCGUGAGAUAUCGCUAGAGUUUUCGGCUGGAGGCACCGAAGAGUCUAUGAAGAGUGGGGACCCUGUGUCCGGAGGAGACAUCUGGAAGCGGAUUUACCAGCCCUCCUACAUCCAGGAGCAGUACAUGCUCACCCACUGCUCGGUUAGCACCGACCGCAGCCAAGGCUUGCUCUCCCACAGCUCCACCAGCAGUGAGUCCACCGGCUCUAGAGACGUCCCUCCAGAGGGAGAUUCCGUAGCACAGACUCUUGAAAGCAACUCUCAGCAAGGCCAGAAGAGCGUGUCCCUGUGCAAUUCCUCCACCAAGUCUGCUCCAGUGGCCCAGGCUCAGCAGAUUGCUGGUGCUAAGGUGUCUGUGGCCCUGAGCUCGGAGGAGCUGGUGCGGCGGAAGAAGGCGCUGGCCCGAGCUGCCCUGUCUGGACGUAGUUUCUCAUCUCCACAUGGUGAACUGGAUGCCCAUCGGCUGCGCCGGGCCCUGGAAAAGGUGUCCCAAAAAUGGAAUCGAUCUCUGGAAGGGAAGCUGGAUGAGAUCGGUCCUGAGCCACAGAAGAUGCGCAAGAGCAUUGCUGAUUCCAGCAACUUGCUCUCACCAGCCCACCUGGACUGGGACACACUUUUGGAGCCCCCAUACCUUUUCAGCCCAUCGCCAGCAGCAACUGAGCGAGGAGAGUGUGAAGGCAGCGCCUGGCCUUCUCUCCGGUGCCAAGUCGUCAUCCACGCGCUCAGUGCAGGGAAGCCGGUCUCCUGGGAAGUGACGGCCACCCUGGAUUCCCUGCUCCUUCUUGCCACAGACAGCCCACCCAAGGAGGAGCUGCCCCAACAGCAACCACAGAAUAAGGUCUGGGAUAAAUUGCUUCACCGCCUGACUGCUGGCUCUGUCAUCCGGGAUAAUGAGAAUGUGGCCCAAAGAGAAGCUGAGCUAGAACAUGGUUUCUCACGAAGGUUCCGCCUUAAAGCUGUCCAGUCCAGCAAGGCAUGCAAUACACCCUCCAUCUAUACCUCCAUGGUGCCUGUGGACUCUUCCACUCAGGAAACUUUGCCUUCUGCCCUUGAAGUUCGCAGCAGAGGGGGCUUAUCAAGCCACCAGCAAGAGUCCCGAUCUGGCAGCCGGCGUCAACGUAGUUAUUCAGCCGGUCUAGGACAGAGGCAGGAUUCAGAGGAGCUGGACGAUGCUCCUCUUUCUGCAGAACGAGAAGAAAUGCCUCCGGCAUCUCCUGUUAAUCUCAUUUCUGCCAGCCAAGAAAAGCCAAACUGCCCUGAUGGUGCCGAUUCCAAUCCCUCUCCUGUCUCUAUGGGCUCCCAAAAGUCGAUGGAGAACUUUGUAGGCUCCAGGUUCAGCAUCAGCCGGCGGAGGGGCCAAGUCUUGGCGCUACGCCCACAAUGCCUGACCCCUGAAAGUGAACUCGCUUCUUGCGACAGUGCCAUUCAUGACUACCUCCCACUGGUGCGUCUGCAGCAGGCCCCAGGCAUGUUCCAGCUGACCGAGAGCUUCUCUGAGGUUGUCCAGAUUCCACUGGACCGCCUGUGUCGGGCCUCUCCCUACACCUCCCACCGCGCCAGCCUCAGUCCGGCCUCCAGCACCUCCCCUUGGGCGCUGAUUGCCAAGAGCAGCCCCAGGCCGACAGCAAGCCAACCUGCCCCCGGCGGCGGCGAGGAGGGAGUCGGAGCAAGCAAGGAGGCGGUGAUGGAGCCCAGCUCACCGCACUCGCACAGCACCUGCUCGGAGGUGCUGAGUGCGGCUGUGUGGGCGCAGGCGGACAGCGGGCGGGGCUCCGAGACAGACGCCUGCGACCACUCGACCGAUGCCUCGGAAGCCAGCCUCAGCCUUCUGGAGGCGGGCCUCGAGCCGGAAGACGGCGAGCUGGAGAGCAUGAGCUGGGCCACGGCCGUGGCGCUGGCCUGGCUGGAACACCGCUGUGCUGGCUUCUUUGUGGAGUGGGAGCUCCUGGCAGCCAAGGCGGACGCCUGGCUGCGGGUGCAGCAGCUGCCGGAAGGGGUGGACGUCGCUGCCCUUAAAGGGGCAGCGCGCCAACUCUUCCUGCUGCUGCGCCACUGGGAUGAGAACAUCAAGCUGAACAUGCUGUGCUACAACCCAAACAACGUGUGAGAGAGCAAGCGGGCGCACUGGCUGUGUGGGUGCCAAUAAAGAAGAUUGGCUCAGUGUC